CCCCGAUGAACAAAAACUAAUCAAAAACUGAACAGCCAAAUCAAGAAAGCAAAGUUCUAAGAGGGAUGAACCGCAUUUAUGUCAACUCAACGGAAUUAACAUUAUUUUUAAUAGAUCUUUAAAGAACCUGGGAGAUUGUUUGAGAAUGGAGAACUUCACAGUAUUCAACGAGACUCUGGAAACCUGGACGGACCGCAGUGUCGAAUACAAAGUGAUCAGCGUCCUCGUGGUUUUCCUCAUAUGCGCUUUCGGGAUAGUUGGAAACGUGAUGGUCAUCCUGGUGGUCCUCACAACCAAACAUAUGCGGACCCCGACCAAUGGCUAUCUGGUUAGUUUGGCGGUCGCAGACCUGAUGGUGUUGAUCGGAGCCGGUCUGCCGAGCAUAGCGGACAGUUUGUUCGGUUCAUGGAUUUUUGGACACGCGGGGUGCCUGUGCAUCACAUACUUCCAGUAUCUAGGAAUCAACGCAUCCUCGUGCUCCAUAACAGCCUUCACUAUAGAGCGAUACAUCGCUAUAUGUCACCCAAUCAAAGCGCAGUUUUUAUGCACGCUCUCGCGCGCGAAGAAGAUCAUUUUUGGAGUUUGGGUUUUCACGUCUCUUUACUGCGUAAUGUGGUUUUACCUGUCCGAUAUCCAACAGGUUUCCUACAAGGAUGUGACUAUAAUUACGUGCGCUUACAAAGUGUCCAGAAACCUUUAUCUACCCAUAUAUUUUGUCGAUUUUGGCAUCUUUUUUGUCCUGCCGCUCACUCUUGCCACUGUCCUGUACGGCCUCAUUGCGAGAAUCUUGUUUCUUAAUCCUCUCCCGUCGGACAAGAACGGGCAUGACAACUUCUCCAAAGCCAAAAAGAACAAAAUGAAGAAUUCCAGCCGCUGCUCCAGUACAACCGCAGCAUCCAGAAGACAGGUUACAAAAAUGCUGGCAGUGGUGGUUAUUCUGUUCGCUGUGCUUUGGAUGCCGUACCGCACUCUGGUGGUGGUGAACUCUUUCCUGCAAGAAGCCUACCUGGACACCUGGUUUCUGCUGUUCUGCCGCACAUGUGUCUACCUCAACAGCGCCAUCAACCCUCUUAUCUACAACGCUAUGUCUCAAAAGUUCCGCGCUGCCUUCAAAAGGCUCUGCCGCUGCGGACGCACCGCUCUGGUGAACAAGGCAGCUUAUAGUGUGGCACUAACCUACAGUGUUGCCAAGGAAACGUCAACGGUGGGAAGCACUGGGCAUUUUUCAACCGAGAUAGACGAUUUGACACCGACAGACGAGCUGUUCCCUGAUAAGAAGCUUCUGUAUCCGGAGAACUGUGACUUUAGUAAGGAGACUUUCAGUCAGGCCUGAUAAACCCACAACAGCUACACACAGCACUGAGUGCUAGCGAUCUGC
This is a messenger RNA of Rhinichthys klamathensis goyatoka, 1378 nucleotides long. RefSeq names its product thyrotropin-releasing hormone receptor b (gene trhrb). The record is from RefSeq and is a predicted model, not a curated record. Gene Ontology annotation, biological process: phospholipase C-activating G protein-coupled receptor signaling pathway. NCBI's taxonomy places the organism in Eukaryota, Metazoa, Chordata, Actinopteri, Cypriniformes, Leuciscidae. Gene Ontology annotation, molecular function: thyrotropin-releasing hormone receptor activity. Gene Ontology annotation, cellular component: membrane. The transcript has 2 exons. The coding region runs from base 146 to 1333 and encodes 395 amino acids.